This is a messenger RNA of Neurospora tetrasperma FGSC 2508, 912 nucleotides long. RefSeq lists its product as uncharacterized. Lineage: Eukaryota; Fungi; Ascomycota; Sordariomycetes; Sordariales; Sordariaceae. The record is from RefSeq and is a predicted model, not a curated record. The transcript has a single exon. Bases 118 to 714 code for a protein of 198 amino acids.
ACUCGCAAUAUCAUCACAACUGCUACUUGCCUCUUAAUACAUCCAAUCUUAAUCAUCUCAACUACCCACAUUCGCUAUCAACGCACCCUCACAACAACCACCCACCCAACCAUUACCAUGCAGUUCACCACCCUUGCCCUCAGCGCCCUCUCGGCCGCCACCGGCGUCUUCGGCGCCCCCACCUCCCAGGAGGCCGGCACCACCAGCCCGGACCAGGUCAUCUUUGGCGUCAUGUCGAUCCGGUCCGCCAGCCCCGUGCACCUGACCGCCUGGGGCGCCGAGCACAAGGGCAUCUUCACCAACCUGUCCAACCAGGACGCCGAUUGCUACAACAGCCCGGCCCAGAACAGCGCCACCUUUGUGCUCAACAAGGCCGACGGCACGCUGUCCCUCUACACGGAGGGCAAGCCGUGGCAGCAGCUCUUCGUCGACCGCUCCGGCAUGGGCCAGGGCAUGAUGCAGUACACGACGGGCGCCGAGCCGGCCCCGCGCAACGCCGAGCGCGGCGGCUGGGCCAUCGACGAGGCCUCGCAGCACCUCACCUUCGCCGGCAGCGACGCCUUCCUCGCCUGCCCCAGCGGCGCCGACUCCUCGUACCGCAUCCUGCCCUACGUCGGCAUCGAGAACCCGGCCGGCUACACCGACUGCCUCAGCAUCGCCGCCCGCGUCGUCGUUGCCGAGAACCCCGUCAAGUGCCUGUACUCGCAGAACUAGACGCGGACGCCUCCAGACGACAGGCCACCUACGACUACGACAUGCUAUAAUGGGAGAGUGGGAUUAGCGCAAUUAUGAUUGUAACGAGGCGACUUGGCCUUGGAUAUAUAGGGUAGAGACUAGUAUUUUUACCCACAAAUAGAUGGACAAUGGCAAUCCAAACAAAUCUCUAGACUUGUAAUUCUCCUUGUGUCUGUC